Ricinus communis (castor bean) is the source of this 1140-nucleotide messenger RNA. Its product is annotated as PHD finger protein ALFIN-LIKE 1. Gene Ontology annotation, cellular component: nucleus. Bases 234 to 953 code for a protein of 239 amino acids. The transcript has 5 exons. Gene Ontology annotation, biological process: regulation of DNA-templated transcription. The record is from RefSeq and is a predicted model, not a curated record. Lineage: Eukaryota; Viridiplantae; Streptophyta; Magnoliopsida; Malpighiales; Euphorbiaceae. Gene Ontology annotation, molecular function: histone binding; transcription cis-regulatory region binding; transcription coregulator activity.
CUCGCGUCAAUAUUACAACAACGACAACACCAACACACAAACCUUUGCUCCUGCUUUCUUUUCCAUGUGUAUGCCUCUUCGAUCCAUUCUCUUCUACUAUUAAAACCAAAAAAAAUUAAAAUAAUGUCAAAUUCUCACAAUUUAUAAAUCCUUAAAGAAAAUUACCCAGUUUUUUUUUUCUUUAUAAAUAUAAUUUAAAAAUAAAUCCAUAAAAAAGAAAAAAAAAAUUGGCCAUGGAAAUGGCCUCUAGUCCACGUACGGUAGAAGAGAUCUUCAAAGAUUUUAGUGCUAGAAGAGCUGGCGUUGUUCGUGCUUUAACUCAUGAUGUGGAUGAAUUCUAUGGGCUCUGUGAUCCAGAAAAGGAGAACUUAUGUCUAUAUGGACAUCCAAACGAAAGCUGGGAAGUAAAUCUACCAGCUGAGGAAGUUCCACCUGAGCUUCCUGAACCGGCUCUUGGAAUCAAUUUUGCAAGGGAUGGUAUGGAUCGUAAAGACUGGCUUUCAUUGGUUGCUGUGCAUAGUGAUUCCUGGUUGAUUUCUGUGGCUUUCUAUUUUGGUGCUCGUCUUAACAGGAAUGAAAGGAAACGGCUCUUUAGCAUGAUCAAUGAUAUGCCCACUGUCUUUGAAGUUGUAACAGAAAGGAAGGUUGUAAAAGAAAAGCCCAGUGUAGAUAGUGGAAGUAAAUCUAGAGGCAGCAUAAAGAGAUCAAAUGAUGGUCAAGUGAAGAGCAACCCCAAGCUUACAGAAGAGGUCUACGAGGAUGAUGAAGAUGAACAUAAUGAAACUCUAUGUGGGAGCUGUGGUGGAAGUUACAGUGCUGAUGAGUUCUGGAUUGGCUGUGAUAUAUGCGAGAGGUGGUUCCAUGGGAAGUGCGUGAAGAUAACACCAGCUAAGGCUGAAAGUAUUAAGCAAUACAAGUGCCCAUCUUGCAGCAUGAAGAGGAACAGACAGUAAUCUUGUUCUAGAGGCAGACAAUGUAGUAUUAGUAAUGUCAUUUCUUUUGCGAUGUAUGUGUUAAAUACUUGUUCAUAACAAAUGCCUUGGAAGGUUUUAAAGUUUGUCUUCUUUCUUCCCAACUAAUCUUGUGCUCAAGUGGGCUAACCUCUAAAUUUAUGAUAAAUUAAUUAAUACUAUUCACUUC